Messenger RNA from Arvicola amphibius (Eurasian water vole), 228 nucleotides. Its product is annotated as beta-defensin 110-like. The transcript has 2 exons. NCBI's taxonomy places the organism in Eukaryota, Metazoa, Chordata, Mammalia, Rodentia, Cricetidae. Bases 1 to 228 code for a protein of 75 amino acids. The record is from RefSeq and is a predicted model, not a curated record.
AUGGGGCCUGCACAGAUCUGCACCAGGCCCCCUGUUUAUAUGUUAUGGCUAGAGUUUCGUUCCACUUUCAUGUCUUUCUUUUUCUUGGUUGCAGCCAGAAGUAACAUGUCACCAAAGUACAGACUGGAGAGAUGUGAAAGAGUGCGAGGCAUGUGUAAGACCUACUGUGAUGAGGAUGAGUAUGAUUUUGGAUACUGCAUCAAAUGGAGGAACCGGUGCUGCAUAUGA